Messenger RNA from Prunus mume (Japanese apricot), 2082 nucleotides. RefSeq names its product methyl-CPG-binding domain protein 13 (gene MBD13). Gene Ontology annotation, molecular function: DNA binding. NCBI's taxonomy places the organism in Eukaryota, Viridiplantae, Streptophyta, Magnoliopsida, Rosales, Rosaceae. The record is from RefSeq and is a predicted model, not a curated record.
ACAAUCACGUUCUACGGAGAUAUACACGUUCUCUCCCCCUAGGCCUCCCUCGCAUCGCAAGAGAGUUUGGGCAACACGUGGGUCUGAGAAGACCUUUUGUCCGAGAGCACUCUAAAUUCCCAAGCUUUUGACUCACGGAGAGCGAGAGAGAGAGAGUGAAUGUGAAGUCGUAUUCCGACGAGAUGACGGACCAAAAAUCCGAGGACUGGCUCCCAACUGGUUGGACCGUUGAGGUCAAAGUUAGAAAUAACGGUAAAAGAGACAAGUAUUAUUACGAUAGCGCGAGUGGACAUAAAUUCAAUUCCAAGGCAGAGGUAUCUCGCUAUCUCAACACCUCUCAAAUCAGCGAUGAAGUCAAGCAGAAAGUUGAAGAGACUUUGAAGCGAUCAGCAAAUGAUGUUGUGGUUGAGAAGACUAUAGCAGGAGGACUACCUCAAGGAUGGAUCAAAGAAAUUCGGAUGACAAAAAAGGAUCAUAAGAUCAGGAGAGACUCGUAUUAUAUUGAUCCUGUAAGUGAAAAAUUAUUCCGCUCAAUGAAGGAUGUGAAUCGCUAUCUUGAAAAUGAGAAGCCAAGAAGGCUAAUUCUAGAGCCAAGUCAUGGUAGUCAUAAGGAAUUGGAAGAUGAAAAAGCCUCUAGCUCGCACUUGAACGAGAUCAUGAAGGAUGGACAGAUACUUAAUCUAGCAUGUAAGGGAGAAAGCCCGACCUUUCCUGCACAAACUUCUUAUCAGACUGAGGUGGACACUGAAUCAGGCAGCUUAAAUCCAACAGAAUCCAAAGGUUCAGAGCAGAAAGAACAGGACGGUGAUUCUUACAAAAGUGAAUUUAUUUCAGUUCCAGCAGGUUUUGGCCUGGCAGAUAAGCAAUGCCUGGAAAGUGGGCUCUUUAAACAUGAAAGUAAAAAGACCCAACUUAGCCUGGGCAAGUCCAAGAAGAAGAAAGAGCUGAACUUGCCUCGUCGUGCUUCAAAGCGACUAGCUGGAGUUGAAGUUGAUCCAGUGCCAGAACUGAAAACAAGUACUCGAGCACGUCGAGUUACAAUUAAACAAUCAGGGGAAGGAGUACAUGGUACAACUGAAGGUUCAUCCUCAGGUAAUUCUACUGGUUCUGUAUUCCGACAGCCUGGUUGUCCUGAGGUUGAGCCAGAAAAGCAUGUUCAAAAUGUGGAAACAGUGAUUAGUGGUGACGAGAAGCAAAGGUGUGCUUCUGUUUUCCCAGAAGAACAUGCAGGAAAACUUGAAACCACUGAUAAGGCAGAAGAGAAGCCAGGACUUCAACCAGACUUGCCGCUGGGGGAUUUCUUGACAGAUCCAUGCAUUGCAUUUGCAAUAGAGACUCUCACUGGGAUAGCUUUUGACAAUUCCAGGAGCAAUAGUGAGCAAUCUUCAGGUGACUUGGCUACUCCCAAAGAUCGUUCUGGAAACAAAGAAGAAGACAAUAAGAGGAGCGAUGUUGUUUUGGCUCAUGGCAACCUUUUUAUACCAGAACAACAUGGGGGAAAAGUUGGAAAGGAUGAUAAGGCUGAACAGAAGUCAGGAUCCCCAGUGGAGUUGCCUUUCGGGGGUUUAUGGCCAGACCCAUGCAUUGAAUUUGCUAUAAAAACUCUCACAGGUGCAAUCCCACUGGACUAUGAUCCUCAUAUUGAGGAGUAUUUUCGGCAGCAACUAAGCUCAUCAAGAACCCAAGGAAACAGUGACUUGACCUUGAAAAAUGUUGGUCUAGAUAACUUCUGCCAAACUGAUGUUUUGUGCCAGCAAUUUUCAGAGCCUGCACACACCAGGAAUGCAAGUUUACAUAGUUCUGGUGGAUCAGAUACAAUCCAAUAGGGCAUGGAUAGGCAAUCAAUGUGAAACAUGGGCAAUGCACCUGCACAAUUGCACUGACUUCAAUCCUUGUACAGCUUAUACAACACUUUCUUUGUACCACCAACCUAGUUCCACGCCCUUAACCCUUUUUUUUUCUUUUUUCUUGUGUUAGUUUAUCACAACGCAGCCAUAAGGACAAUCCCUUUUAGAAAGAGAUUGCCUCGGCGAAGUUUUCUGUGUGUAUGUUUAACUUUAGUGUAUUUUCUUAUUAACAGUG